CUGUGAUCGGAUACCUAAAUAGAUCGACCGCCUUCCCGUCCAGAUUUCGCCGGGCGCCUCUGCUGCCGCCGCUUCGACGACAACAGUUCUCACCGGGAGAAUCUUCCCGGAUCUCUUUCUUGUACCUCAAUCUUUUGCAAUAAGUAUUCAAGGAUUGGCGCAAUGCCGGCGCAGAAGAUAGAGACUGGUCACCAGGAUGUUGUCCAUGAUGUGCAGAUGGACUACUACGGCAAGCGGUUGGCAACAGCAUCUUCCGAUGCUACCAUCAAAAUUAUCGGUGUGAGUGGCUCUUCUCAUCAGCACCUUGCAACCCUGAGUGGUCACCAAGGACCAGUAUGGCAGGUGGCAUGGGCCCAUCCAAAAUUUGGUUCGUUGAUUGCAUCUUGUGGCUAUGACGGCCAAGUGAUCAUCUGGAAGGAAGGCAGCAAACCUGAUGAGUGGAUUCAGGCGCAUGUAUUCACAGAGCACAAGAGCUCUGUCAACUCCAUUGCGUGGGCUCCUCACGAGCUUGGCCUCUGCUUGGCUUCUGGUUCCUCAGAUGGGAACAUCUCAGUCUUCACUGCACGAACUGAUGGUGGCUGGGACACCACAAGGAUUGAUCAGGCACACCCAGUGGGUGUCACUUCUGUGACAUGGGCUCCAGCUUUGGCCCCAGGUGCUCUCGUUGGUUCCGGGCAGCUUGAUCCUGUACAGAAACUUGCGUCUGGUGGCUGCGACAACACUGUCAAAGUGUGGAAACUCUACAAUGGUAAUUGGAAGAUGGACUGUUUUCCCGCUCUCCAUAUGCAUUCUGACUGGGUGAGAGAUGUGGCUUGGGCACCAAACUUAGGACUUCCGAAAUCCACUAUUGCAAGCGCAUCCCAGGAUGGCACGGUUGUCAUAUGGACAGUGGGCAAGGAAGGCGAUCAAUGGGAAGGAAAAGUUUUGAAUGACUUUCAGACUCCUGUAUGGAGAGUAUCAUGGUCGCUCACAGGAAACAUAUUAGCUGUAGCCGAUGGCAACAAUAUUGUCACAUUGUGGAAGGAAGCCGUCGAUGGGCAAUGGCAGCAGGUGACUACCGUUGAACCAUAAUGCUUCCAUCCCUCCUUACUCCUGCCUGGACUUCCUUAUCAUGCGGCUCUACAGUUUGCGAUAAAAAUAGUUGCUAGUUGUUCGUAUUCAUGUUGUCUGUUGAAAGCUACUGACCUUAAGCAGUUUCUUCAAUAUGAAAGUCUUCUUCUGUAUUGUAGCUAUGACUGUGAUUUCAUAUCCUUUGCCUACAGUUUGCUUAUUCGGAAUAUUUUUUUUUAACCAAUUAUAUUAUCAGACAACUUAUUGUUAUUCUGUCUUUUAUCUAUCUAUCUUUGUUUCA
This is a messenger RNA of Zingiber officinale, 1351 nucleotides long. Its product is annotated as protein transport protein SEC13 homolog B-like. The coding region runs from base 163 to 1071 and encodes 302 amino acids. The transcript is spliced from 2 exons. Gene Ontology annotation, cellular component: COPII vesicle coat; nuclear pore outer ring. Gene Ontology annotation, biological process: COPII-coated vesicle budding; protein import into nucleus. Gene Ontology annotation, molecular function: protein binding; structural molecule activity. Lineage: Eukaryota; Viridiplantae; Streptophyta; Magnoliopsida; Zingiberales; Zingiberaceae. The record is from RefSeq and is a predicted model, not a curated record.